Messenger RNA from Closterium sp. Naga37s-1, 2283 nucleotides. NCBI's taxonomy places the organism in Eukaryota, Viridiplantae, Streptophyta, Zygnematophyceae, Desmidiales, Closteriaceae. The record is from the annotation of a GenBank genome assembly.
AUGCAAACUGACUGGGAUCAGCACUUGGCAGCAGUGGAGUUUGCCUACAACAGCAGCCCCAACAUUGCCACGGGAGAGCCACCAUUUCUUUUAGCUACUGGACAGCUACCACGCUCAGUCACAUCCCUCCCUCACCCUCUUCAUUCCCCUAACCCCACAGCAGCAGAUUUCAUCUCUUCUCAUCACCGCAUUCUCCAACUUGCCCGAAGGAAGCUUCAGCUUGCACAAGAGCGCCAAGUUCGCUAUGCCAACCAGCAUAGGCGUCACACCACUUUCAGAGUUGGUGAUUUGGUGCUGCUUUCAACGGCUAACCUGCCCCUGCUGAAUGCUGGAACUUCUCGCAAGCUCGCACCCAGAUUCGUUGGACCAUUCCCCAUCACCAAGCCCCGCCCACCCAUGUUCUCUGCCCAUCCGGACCUGCAUGAGGUUGACACCAUCCUCUCACACCAUGACACUUUGGACGGUGCCUUCAGGGAGGGCAGAAUUCUGGCCGCGAGUGCACGAGUGCACGAGGGGGGCGCAGGGGAAGUGCGGGUGCUGGUGAACCCAACAACUUCAGAGAGCAUUGGCGUGAGGCAGGGGAAGAAGCAGACAGCGAAGCAGAAGCGAGUGAGGCGACUGAAGCGCAUGGUGGUGGUGGCGAGACAGGCGCGGGGGGAGGGCAGGAGGGGGGAGACGAGGAAGAAUGGGGAGGGGGAGGGGGAGUGGGAGGGGAAGUGGGAGGGGGAGGGAGCAGAAGAGGACGUAAUGGAAGAGGAGGGGUUGGGUGAGGAUGGGGGGAGGGAGAAGGAGAGGCGGAGGGAGAUGGAGAGGGGGAGGGAGAGGGAGAUGGGGGGGGAAGAGGAGGAGGAAGAAGUGGAAGAGGGGGGUGUGGUGCAUGGGGAUGGUGGGAGGCACGGGAUGGGAGGAGAGAAGGGUGACAGGAGAGGUGGGAGCGGAGUGGAGGGGAGAGGCAAGGGAGAAGGAGCAGAGAGUGGACGAGGGGGCGAUGCAUGGGAGGCAGACGGAUCGGAAUCGUGUGGAAGCGAGGGCGAGGGCGUGUGCGAGGGAGGAGAAAGCGAGGAGAGAAGGGAUGAAAGAAAGGGCAAGCAGGGGAGAAGAAGGGAUGGGAGGAGAGGGGAGGAGAGGUGGAUGGAGGGGAGGCGAAGGGAGGGGAGAAUAGAGGGCAAGGAGGAAGCGUGGCAUGUCGCUUGUUCCUCACCGCCCUGCUUCAAGCCUUCACCUGAGACAGCUUCUGAGGCCCCUCAAGACCUGCCUUUACACUCUCAUGUUUCUCACAACCCUUCCCUGAACCGACACCUGCCCCGCGCCCGUCACUGUACCCGCGUCCUCCCUCACACCCCCCUCUCCUUCCGCUCAGCCACCCACCUGCCUCUAGCUCCUCCUGUCCAGUAUGUGGAUAUGAAGCCGCUGGGACACACAAUGCUGGCCCACCACCCCCGUGGGGCUGAUGCUCAAGGAGAGGCCCUUCCCGCUCCCUUUUCCCCCACGCGCAAGGUGCAAUGCGGGAGCGAUGAUGCGGCGUGUGCUAGCAGGGUUGAAGGAGGUGCGGCAGGUGAUGCUUCCAAGGUGGAGGAGGUGCCUGGGCAGGUGAGGAGAGGGUGGGGGUUGUCAUGCGAUGACAGUGCUGUGGUGCGCAGUGGGAGGGCCAAGUGCGUGGUGCUGUGGCGCGCAGUGGGAGGGCCAAGUGCGUGGUGCUGUGGCGCGCAGUGGGAGGGCCAAGUGCGUGGUGCUGUGGCGCGCAGUGGGAGGGCCAAGUGCGUGGUGCUGUGGUGCGCAGUGGGAGGGCCAAGUGCGUGGUGCUGUGGUGCGCAGUGGGAGGGCCAAGUGCGUGGUGCUGUGGUGCGCAGUGGGAGGGCCAAGUGCGUGGUGCUGGCGCCUAACAUGGAGGAGGUGCCUGGGGAAGGUAAGGGGAGGAAGGUGCGGGGUGUGAUGGGAGGUGAAAGGAGGUGUAAGAGGGUCGUGCACAAGGUGGAAGUGUUGCCUGGGACAGGCAGGGAGAGAAGGGGAGUGCCUGGGGGCGAGAGGGGCAAGUGUGUGAUGGGACAUAGAGGAGGUGCCCGAGCCAGGGAAGCGGCAGUGGGGAGAGCAGCGGGGCACAGGCGGUGCACAGUGGGAGCAGGGGCAGUCCCGUGGCAUAAGUCCCGUGGCAACCCUGGACGAGAAUGCAGCCGUGCUUCAUCUGCAUCUUCCUCACGUGCACCUCACCUCUUCUCCACGCUGCGCAUUGCUCUCACCCUCACGGCGCCACUUCUGCCGCUUGCUUUGCAUCAUGCGCUCUAG